GGCCCAAACCAUUGGACAUCAAAGCACAAUCUAGAAAUCUAACCCGGGUAAUAUUCAUCCCAAAAAAUUCUACACUUGUAGUUCUAGAAAUUGGAUCAACAUACAAAAAUAGGAAUUCCAAUGAACCAACACAAAUGAAAAUGUUAUCCAUUUCUUCCCUCUCAAACACCCUCAACACAAACACCAAAAAACACACCUUCUUCUUCCUCUCACCCACUUCUUUUUCUUCAUCAUCUGCUACUCAAAACAAAUCCUUUAAAUACCCUUUAAAUUUCUCAAAAAACCCAUCUUUUCCCCUUUUUCCCUCAAGAAAAUCUCCAAUUAUUAUAGCAAAAGUUUCUCCAGACUCAGAAUCAGAACCAGAAGUUUCUACAACAGUUGAAGAUGAAUGGAUUAAUAGAUUGCCUGAUAAAAAGAAACCUUUAUAUGCUCAUAGUUUACCCUGCAUUGAAGCUUGGCUUAAAAGCUUAGGUUUUUAUCAAAGUUCUGAUGAUAGGGCUGUUUGGUUUAUUGAAAAAUCUGAAUGGCAUGCUCAACUUUCUCUUGAUAUCACUGACCUUAAUAUAAGAUAUUUGAAGAAUGGACCGGGCAAUCUAGAAAAAGAUAUGGAGAGGAGAUUCAGCUAUGCACUGAGUAGAGAGGAUAUCGAGAAUGCUGUACUUGGAGGACCGUAAGAAAUGAAUACUGUAAUCAUUCAAUGGUACAGAAAAAGGCAUGUUCUGCUUAAUUAGGUUUGUUGGAUAAACGUUUCAGUAAAAGAAUUUUUUUCGAUAA
Molecule: messenger RNA, 774 nt
Organism: Beta vulgaris subsp. vulgaris (sugar beet)
Lineage: Eukaryota; Viridiplantae; Streptophyta; Magnoliopsida; Caryophyllales; Amaranthaceae
Exons: 2
Coding region: 135-674 (179 amino acids)
Source: RefSeq, a predicted model, not a curated record